Paramuricea clavata is the source of this 16440-nucleotide messenger RNA. Lineage: Eukaryota; Metazoa; Cnidaria; Anthozoa; Malacalcyonacea; Plexauridae. The record is from the annotation of a GenBank genome assembly.
AUGUGUAAGUUCCUCAGUAUGACGUGAGCACAACCGAAACACUAAAGAAAGCCACUUUAAAAAUAAACCAUGCGCUAUCGUCACACUUCUUAAUUUAUGCAGAUCGUGACGUGAGUCCUGAUCAUGUUUGGCCAGUUGGGGAAUUUGAGGACGUAAAGAAGAUAGCAACGCUGCCCUGUCCUCAAACUCUAUAUAGUAGAUUUACAUCAAGUGUUUCUACGUGUAGCAGUGAACCCAGCGGAAAUAUUUUACAAACGUUCCGUAUUCUUGAUGGCCUGUACCCCCGCUCGUGUUCCGAGAUCGGCCAUGUAAAGUGUCAGUGAAAUGUAUCUCAAUGAUAAUCGUAAUCAUAGCCAACAGAAGCCUCUACGGAGGAGAGAGGGCCUGUACGAUAAGGUGGAAUCGUGCAAGUUUUUCGUCUUAUGUCAUAUAAUUACCCUCCUCCGCAGGCCUCUCUAUGGGUUUUAGCCUGCGAAUGGGUUUUGAAACAAACGUUUUUCCUCGGGUGAGAUGCCUGCGGAGGAUGCUAUCAUGUAAUCGUACUAGAAAGCCCAGCUCAAACGAGGCUGAGAGUUGCAAUUGAUGAAAGGUGGUAGCCACGCAUUGUUACAGGGGACAUUUCAAGCUCUAGAUUAACAAAAUAAAGGUUUGAUGAAUGUUCCAACUAUGUUUUAACUUAAAUACAAUACAUGAUAGUGUUGGGAAAGCAUUAAGAACAGCUAAUCAUCCUUGUUUCGUCCUGGCUUAAAAUUACAGAUAAUGGUCGACUUACGUUUUCCAAAACAGAAUGAGUCUUCUUCUCAUUUCCAUUAUAUACUUGUUUUUAAUUAUUGAUAAUGAUCCGGAAUGGUGAAAACAGAAAUACAAUUUAGUCCAUUUCUUCAUUUCCGGUUAGUACGCAUGACAAUAAACUGAAAAAGAGGACCAACCUUGCAUGAAUAUUACGAAUAAAACCAACGAAAUAUUAAGUUAAUGUGCAGCAAUAGUGCAUACGACACAAAUCAUUUUUUGAAAGGCAUGUAUCUUUCAAUUCUGCGUUUGGGGCUCAGAUCAUCACAGAGACGUAAGGGGCUUGGUAAAACAGUGAUCAGGGUACGAGUGUUUAAGCUAUGCGAGUGAAGAGUCAAAGAGUGAGAAGUGCCGGGUUGUAAACGAUGUAGCUCCAUGAUAACAGUGGCACCCUGCAAGCAGUAACCAAACCAAAGAUCUGGGGGCAUUUCCACUCAGCAUUGCAUUGUAUCAUCUAACACCGCUCUUUGUUAUGAAGUUAAUUCUUUUAUAAAAGUUAUUCUACAAAACAGGAAGCGAUCAAACUUUCGAAAACAUUCCAUCGAAAGUUCGCUACACGAAAAUUUGGCAUUUAUCCAAAGCAUUAUUUCUCGAAUAUUCUAUUGAAACAAGGCAGAAUAUUGCUGAAUGAAAGUAUGCAGACAUGUUGACUGUAUUUUGAGGUUUGAGUUAAAAAAAACAUACUAGGCUUCUUUCAACUGAUAGAAAAGAACGACCUUCAUUUUUCUACGAGAACUUUAUACAGCAUAAAACGCACAAGUUGUAACAAACUGCAGCAGACUUGUAGCAAUGCUGUUCCAACAACUUGUCAGCAGGAUGUGUUCGCACUGCUUGUUCCCAGCUUGUUGACAAGUAUUAGUCUCGUUGACAACUUGCUGCAAGGUUGUUGAGCUCAACAGAAUUGUUACAAGUUGUUCCAACAACUUGUCAUCGUCCUGCAAUUCAACAAUUUGUCAACAAGUUGUGAGUAACAACCUUGUAGCAACUUGAUAAAAUAACAGCAUUGUUACAAUUUGUUGACAAGCUUGCUACAAGCCUGUUGCGAACACAUCUUGUUGACAAGUUGUGAGAUUUUUGUGUGUGUAUCCGAGUAUCAGGCAAUCUUUUCCCACGAUUCAUACAAUAUACAAUAUAUAAUAGCAUGUAGUUCAAUUUAUUUAAAGUGUCUAGGAAGCAGAAAUAACAUGCAGUUUUUCCAAUUAAAAUUGUAAGAGGCAAAAAACUUCCCUAUUUUAAAGAAAGCGUUUCCUUUUAGGACAUCCAAACAUAUACGUCAAAGUUUGCAUUAUUACCGAAACAUACAUUAUCCACCUUAAUUUAAACCUGGACUUAUAAACAACAGGAGCCAAUUACUUAUUAAACAAGUAUUGUCUAUCUCAUGACAGUUAUUGUACUAAAUCAGCUUCCUAGCUCUUCUGAUGCAAUUACAUUCCACACCCAAGCUAAAUAUAAGUAUGAUUCAGCACACUUUGGUUUACAAAGAGCGAGUGCAGGAGGUUAUUAAAAACGCUACAAAUGAUAAACGCACCCUGGUUUAGUAAAUUAACUCUGAGACAAUAGAGAACAACAGCCUGGCCAGGGGUUUGCGGUUACAACAAUUACAAACACACAGAUUGCAAAUGUUUGCUAGAACAAUUUAAUGAAACUGUCCGAUUGUCUGGAGUUUUUGUUUAAGCACCAAACCCAAUUCAAGUUCACUCAGUUGCAUGUGAGAAGUGUGUUUCCAGUUUGACUCUACCAAACACCAAAGGUUUUCUCUUAGUAAUCCUGUUUCCUCCUCUAGUAACACUGAUUCUUACUGUAGUAAGAGAUGAUUCUUACUGGGCCUCUAGGAAGAACAGCUGAGAACUGAUAGAGCUAUCCAGUUAAUGAAUACAAUUAGUUUAGUUUAGGUUCUUCAUGUAGUAACACUAGGUCAACAAGAGAUGAUCCUUACUGAACCUUUAGGAAGAACAGUUUAGAACUGAUAGAGUUAUACAGUAUGAAUAAAGUUAGUUUAGUUUAGGUUUCUUCCUGUAGUAACACUGGAUGAAUAAAGAAUGAUCCUUACUGGACCUCUAGGGAGAAUAAUUUAGAACUGAUAGAGCUAUCCAGUAUAAAUAAAGUUAGUUUAGUUUAGGUUUCCUCCUGUAGUAACACUGGAUCAAUACGAGAUGAUCCUUACUGGAUCUCUAGGAAGAACAGUUUAGAACUGAUAGAGCAAUUCAGUUUGGAUAAAGUUAGUUUAUAGUUUAGGUUUGAGGUUGUGUAACACUGGAUAGAACUAGUAUAACUAAAAUUAGUCUAUACUUCAAAUUUAAAUCAACCUACAUGGAUAGUAUAUAAGUAGAAAAUGUUUUAACACUGAUAAAAUAUUUGAUCAGAAUACAUAUUCAUGCAAUAUUUAUUUAUAGUUCAACAACCUAAAUAAAUAUUUAUUCUUCAUAAAGACACAUUGCAUAGAUGCUUGAAAAGCCUAUACUAACCACAUAGAUGCAGAGUAGUCACUAAAAUUGGAGGUGAAUUUUUGAUGUUACGCCAAAUUUAUGUUCGUGUGCCUUUAUUAUUCAUGCAUUCCUGGCUUACAACGCGAGUGCAAACAACGUUAUUAUAUCACUGUAAAAAAUUCUUUAGUUUAGGAAAAUAUAUUUUUCUAUAACAAGUAUAAUGGCAUAAUAACUGUUUGUUCCCAUUUGUUGUAACAAGUUUGGAAGAAGCUGUUAACAACUUGUUACAAGCUUGAUGGUAUUAUCAGACUUGUUACAAGAUUGUUCUAACAAGUCUGAUACAGUCAUGAUAAAACAAGAAUGUUACAAGGUUGACGACACAAGGUUGAAACAAGUAUUAUUACAUCAAGUCUGAUACUAUCAACAAGGUUGUUAUACAAGUUGUUAACAGCUUCUUCCAAACUUGUUGACAACUUGGAACAAGCAGUGCGAACACAACUUGUUGGCAAACUUGCUAAAUACAAGCUGCGAAAUUAUUGCGUGUGUAGCAGCCAGCAUCAUUACUUCCUAAGGGAUGACCCAUAAGGCAAAUAUUUAGCCUAAACCAGUCCAACGUAUUGCUCAUGUUUUUGGUACGUAAAAUACAUUUCAUUUGGUGGAAUGUAAACAUCCUAUUACGUCACUUGGGGUGAACUCAGAACAUAUAUAAACCACUUUACUCCGCUACUUGACCAUGUUUCCAUAAACAGUACAAAAAUCAUUUCGCCAUAACGGUGGCGAACGUCACGGGCCCACCCACAGGGCACGAACAAAAAUACUUCAAAUGCUGUUAAUACCUCAUACAAUGUCAUUGUGAUGUUAUCAAUUUGGUAAUUAUUGCUCAAACAUUAUCGUGACCAUGACACAAUUGCAUUCUGGUCACGCAAGGGAUCUGUCACAAAACACAGCAGACAGCUACAGCAGAUACAGACAGGCUCGCAGCUUGAGAGUCCAUUGGCGCCUUACUCGAUCCGUGUGAAAGAAUAAAAGAGACCUACAAGUGCAUAGUUUGGUAAAAGAGCAAAGAACUCCUAGUGAUUGCUGAUUUCAACCAAGAAUUGUGAAGGUAAACGACCUCAAAGUGACAGAAAGUUGCAGGAGCCUCAGAUAAGGUUUGAUAUUAACUUGUUUAACCCAUCAACCAAUUAGGCUUCGUUUACAGAUUGUCAUCAGUACUUCUAGCACACUUUAGAUCCAGUUUAAUGGUAUUUAAGAAAUACGUGCGAAACGUCAUCUGAAGACAUCACCAACCUUUAAUAUUCAUAUUCAAUAUACAGCAAGUCCUGAAAUAGGCCCAAGAAAUAAACCCAAGAAAUAGACCCAAAAAAUAUACCCUAGUAUAGAAAGGGGUAAGUUACUAAAUUGUAAGUAAGUAAGUGAGGAUGUUCUAAUCAUCCAAUCAUCCAAUCAUACUUGCAGCUGAGAGUUAAGCUGGAUUGCGAAGAACACACCUCAACCUGAUCGAGCCGAAGGCUUUCGAAGGGCUCCUCUGGAAGCCACCUUAUCACACAUGUAUACAGUCUCAGAAACUUGAACUACAGAUCUACAGUAGGUAGAGUCACGCACUAAAGUUUCAAGCCUUCAUUGACAGCAUGGAUUUGCUUCAAUAUUUACUCAAUUGUAUAUUGUUAAGUUAUUCUGUAAUGGUUUUGCUGUGAAAGCAAACUUCCAUAGAUACCAGAAUUAUAACUGUUGACCAAUAAUAUCUCAUAAAACUUGAGAUAUUCUUUUCAGUAGAAAGGGUAACAUAUAUUUGGGGCCGGUUGAAUAGAACUAAUAGUGGAAGGCCUUUUUGGAGUUCGGAUAUUUCAUCUGCAAAAAACCAUCGAACAUUGAAGUUUGUCUGCAGCUUCAAAAUCCACCGUCAUCCCAUUUUAUAACAAGAUCUCAUCUCAAUUACGAAUUCCAGUAAAAGCACAUUACCAACUUAGCAUGUUCUUAUAACUUUAAUCUGAGAUUAUAUUUGGACUUGGUUUGUGUUGCAAUGAUGAAUUAAUUGUUAUUGGCAAGGACAUUACGAGUUUGGACUUAAUGUCAAUAAUGACUUCCUGCCAGUUUCUGCUUCAAUAGAAAUAUUUAAAAAUACCGCUAUAAACAUUCUGUUCUUUUUAACCACAACGAGUUAACAGCUUGCAUAGGCACGUACUAAGCAAUGUUGUAUAAAUACCACAGGAGUAUAUAUAAACUUGUGACCGCAUAAGGGAGGGUAACAAUUGUAUUUAAUACAUGUUUAUGGUAUGCCGGCAUUUGAAGACAAAGAAACGCAAACAGUACUUAAAUAUGUACAUAUAAUGGAAUAAUAAUAAAGUUAAUUUAGUUGCAGAAUUCAUGUUACAAGAAUAUGUGUCCUAAGUGUACCAAACAACGGUUAUUUCAAACGAGCCUUCUUUGACUUAUAACCACUAGAUGAGCUAUGGUAUUAGCUUGUAUCCAGUUGCUGUGAAAAGUGUGGAUAAAGCAACAUUUUAAGUUGUACAGACUUCAUGAUUUGACAGGAGGAAAGGUUACACAUUCUGCUCUAGCUUAAUGUUAAUGACGAAUUUUUUUAUUUGGUGAUGUCGUCAGGUGACGUGCACCUUUAUAACGUACAUCUAAGAUCGCGGAACCACUUGAAAAAGAUCACAAUUAACAGUUUGAAUAUCAAGUGAAGACUCUCGGUCAUCAACCUUUAUAGCUUCUCACGAACAGCCAAGUGCUUGAAAUAUCAUGAAUAUUUUAAUUUUUUCAGGCAGUUCAGACACAAACCACGGCAGCUUAUUCUAGAAUACUACCAACACUGGACUACCACGUUUGAGAUAUCUUUUUCAGGCAGUUCAUACACAAACCACGGCAGCUUAUUGUAGAAUACUACCUACACUGGAUCACCACGUUUGAGAUGUAUUUUUCAGGUAGUUCAGACACAAACCACGGCAGCUUAUUGUAGAAUACUACCUGCACUGGAUCACCACGUUUGAGAUAUCUUUUUCAGGUAGUUCAGACACAAACCACGACUGCUUAUUGUAGAAUAAUACCUAUACACUGGAUCACCACGUUUGAGAUAUCUUUUUCAGGUAGUUCAGACACAAACCACGACAGCUUAUUGUAGAAUACUACCUACACUGGACCAUAACGUUUGAGAGAUCUUUUUCAGGUACUUUCAGACACAAAUCUUUCACUUAGCUUGUUCUAGAUUUGGUUCAAGUCAUUGAGAGACGGACUUGAACCAAGUCUAGGUUUGUUAGUGUAAAGUUGAGCUUCAUCACAUCCAUUCUUCUUGAGCUAUUUUAGGGUGCCUAAUGACUGUUAUAUACAAAUUUGCCAAUUACUGUCUCUAUAGACUAGAAUAUUCUCUAAAGUCAUUAUGGUCGGCCCCUAUACAUUUCCUUUCUAAAAUUGGAAUCACUUUGGAUUUAGAGUUAAUCUAGUUGGUUCUUCCCAAGAUGAAUAUAUAAAUAUAAUUAUUUCGUUUGGUGGAAAACGCCACAUUUCUUUACUUCGAAUCCAGUGUAGAUCGUAUUCUAUAAUAAGCUGCCGUGGUUUGUGUCUGAACUACCUGAAAAAGAUACCUCAAACGUGGUGGUCCAGUGUAGGUAGUAUUCUACAAUAAGCUGUCGUGGUUUGUGUCUGAACUACCUGAAAAAUAUAUCUCAAACGUGGUGGUCCAGUGUAGGCAGUAUCAGUCUACAAUAAGCUGUCGUGGUUUGUCUGAACUACCUGAAAAAGAUAUCUCAAACGUUGUGGUCUAGCAGUUAAACAACUUUAGAUGUAAAAAUUUUGCCCGCAAUGGAUUAUAUAAUAACAAUGUACUUGACAUAAUUAGUUACAAUAGCAACCUAUUGCUUUGUGCGACACGCUUUUUUUUUUAGAUAAAAUUGAAACGUGCAGAAAAUACAUAUUCAAUUUUCUAUGACGAUAUACAUUUUAAUGUCAAGUACCAAAAGCUACAAACAUGCGAAUUUAAUCAAAGAAUUCCUAGAUUGGUCAAAGAGGCUUAGUGGAAUACUAAUGAUGUUUUUAAGUAACCAAAAUCGAUUAAUCGGAAAUCGUGGGCGACAUGUUUGCAAAGCUACUAAUGAGCUUAAAGACGCAACGUAAGGGGGGGGGGGGAUCAUUUUUUUAAUCUUCUAAUUCUGCUCGAUCUUUUUUUAUGUUGUUGAAGGCACUGAUUCUUUUUUUAUUCCGUGGCCACAUAUAAGAAAUUUCAUUGCUCGAUAUUUUUUAUGUCUGUUUGUUCUUGUGCGAUAUGUGUGCGUUUGCUUGAUAUUUUUGACAGAUUCUGCCCGCUCCCUUAUCAAAAAUCAAAUGGUCCACCCCUAACCUUCUUAUGUCAUGAAAAAAUAAACACUGAUCUAUUCUGGUGAAUGUAAAAAUUUAGAUAUAGCCCAUAGGUAUAUUAUAUAGUCUAUAUAAGAAGUCACGAUUCGACUUCUCAUCAUCCUUGAUGACGAUACCACACUGGAGUGCCGAAACGUUGAAUCGUGAAUGCAAUUCGACGGCUGGGCUUGGCCUGAUUCAUUUAUUAAAACCAAAGUAGCAAGCGAAAACACGAUUGACAUUAUACCUGGUUGCCGUGAACUUACAAACUUUAAAACGAAUCCACUGUUUCUCGUGUCUUCUCGUGUGAAAAACAAACUUGCAGUUUACACGAAUAAGAAUACACCUAUAAUUAAAUACCUGCCUCUCACGUACGAAGAUGGUUUAAACGUCUUUGUCACCAGCAUUGCUAGCAUUUCUCACAUUCUGUAAUAGAAAUUGGAUUGAUUUAUUUUAGUACUAUUUCUGGAAAUAUAUUUCAUAUUCGCUUUACUUUACUUUACUUUUACGCUCGUCUAUUUACAGUGGCGUAGCCAGACCUUCAUUUUUGGGGGGGCGAAGCGAACGCCGAAGGCGCGAGACCAUCUAUGGAGGUCCGGGGGCAUGCACCCCCGUGAAAAUUUUGAAAUUUAGAGUCCCUCAAAUGUGAUUUCAAGCAAUUUGGGGGUGAAAUCUUGCAGAAUUCCGAAGAUUAUAAAGUACGCUCUAGGGGGGUUCGAGGGCAUGCACCCCGGGGAAAAUUUUAAAAUUUAGAGUCCCUGAAAUGUGAUUUCAAGCAUUUUGGGGGUGAAAUCUUGCAGAAUCCCGAAGAUUAUAAAGUACGUCGAAGACAUAAAUUUUCCCAGACAUUUCUAAGUUUCUACUCGCUUUUAUAUAUGAUACAGAAUAAGUCUGAGAAGAAUAUUCAUGUUAUCAUAAUGCAUAUACAUGUAAAUCUGAACUAAAUCUAUUCCUCUUGGAACCAUAUCUACAACUGUUUUAACGAGAUUUUAGAAAUCAAGUUCUUCCAGUAUUUCGUCGUUUUCCUCAGUCGAGACGUACUUAAUCCGUUUCAGCUUCGAGGAUGUAACGUGUACCCCCCUCCCCCCCAUUUCUCUACGGAUUUAGCCUUUUUCAGAGAAUAGUUUUUUUGCGAUUGGGGGGGGCGACCGCCCCCCCUUGCCCCCCUUGGCUACGCCCCUGUCUAUUUAUAUCGUUUAUUUCUGUUAUUCUCUCUAGAUGUUUCUACACAUUUCUCAAACGUUUUUCCUAGCAGCCAUUUGGUUCACUUGCAAAGCAGUCGGUACGUAUGAUAUACUAAACACCUUCGACUCAAUUACGAUAAUCUUCGACAAACUAAGAAACAAUGCCAGGUUUCGCGACGGUCGACAAACGAGGAAACAGUGUUUCCUAGCCAUGUCUCACGAAGAUGGGCAAACCAGGAAACAUUGUUUCCUAUAGUCACGUUUCUCGAAGGUGGGCAAACCAGGAAACAUUGUUUCCUAGCCAUGUUUCCCAAAGGUGGACAAACCAUAAAACAUUGUUUCCUAGCCAUGUUUCGUGAAGAUGGACAAACCAGGAAACAUUGUUUCCAAGUCACGUUUCCCAAGGGUGGACAGACCAUGAAACACAACUAUGAAAACAAGCUUUAAAAUUUUGUUUUGCUCUCCAGAAAUCAAUUUGUUAGAUGACUUCGACAUCAAUGAAAGCAUCGACAAUAUUGCAGAAACAGAAGGACUGCAAUACGAAGGCAGAGCGUUCAUCUUUGGCGAUGUAAAACAGAAUUUAAUGAAAAGAGGCGAGCUGGCUAGUGAAAUAGCCAAACAAUCCAAGAUUUAUAGAGGUUUCACUGUGACCGCAAAUGUGAAGGUUGACAAUAACCAGGAAUGUGCUUUGAUGUGGAUUGAAACUAUUUACAGUGAGUAGAACACUAUAUUUCAUAGUUGAAGUAAAGUUUAGUUUAGGCUUCCUCGUGUAAUAAUACUGGAUCAAUGAGAGAUGAUGAAAAACGAUGAAGGUAUCCAGUAUAAAAAAGUUAGUUUAGUUGAAGUUUCCUCCUGUGGUAACACUGGAUCAAUAAGUGAUGAUCCUUACUGGCGUCUGGGAAGAACAGUUUAGAACUGAUAGAACUCUCCAGUAUAUAUAAAGUUAGUUUAGUUGAGGUUUCCUCCUGUAGUAACACUGGAUCAAUAAGAGAUGAUGAUCCUUACUGGACCUCUAGGGAGAACAGUUUAGAACUGAUAGAGCUAUCCAGAAUAAAUAAAGUAAAUUUAGUUUAGGUUUCCUCCUGUAGUAACACUGGAUCAAUAAGAAAUUAUCCUUACUAGAACUCUAGGGAGAACAGUUUAGAACUGAUAAAGCUAUCCAGUGUAAAUAAAGUUAGUUUAGUUUAGGUUUCCUCCUGUAGUAACACUGGAUCAAUAAGAGAUGAUCCUUACUGGACCUCUAGGAAGAACAGUUUAGAACUGAUAGAGCUAUCCAGUAUAAAUAAAGUAAAUUUAGUUUAGGUUUCCUCCUGUAGUAACACUAGAUCAAUACGAGAUGAUCCUUGCUCAACAUCUAGAGAGAAAAGUCCAGCACUGACAAAACUAUCCGAUAUAGUUCACAUCAGAUUCUUAAAAUGCAUUCUCUCUUUUCACCUCUAGCUCGGCCAGUGCUUGGUAUUUGGGUAAUAUGUCGCGAUGACAGUUGCAGUCUGACAAUGCUGUACAUGAUCUAUGGUAGAUCAUACGAAGUCAGUUUUGAUAAUAUAGGCCCUCUCUACGACGGAGCUUGGCACAAGCUAGCUAUUCAUGUUACCGGCGUGAGGAAAGGCCUGAGUGCCUUUGCUUCAGUCUACGUGGAUUGUGCCUUGCAGGGGAAGAAAGCGUUGUUGAAAAAUUAUAACACAUUAGUACCAUUCGUCAAUAAAAAACCUACGUCAUCACAAAUCUGGCUGGCACAAAGGUCACGUGGCGGUCGAGGAGGAUUUGAGAGACCUUGGAGGGUAUGAUUAUGAAAGAUCUUUAUAAGUAAUUCUAUCAUGUAGGAACCACCUGGAUACAUAGUUUGCCCUCAGCAGAAGCCAGUGUGCUUCCUGUAAACCAAUAAGAAGUGGCCUUGCAGGACAGAAAGAACAAUUUCUCUGGAAAGAACAGUUUAGAAUUGACAGAGUUAUCCAGUAUACAAUAUAGUUUCAAGUUUGUUUAGUUUUAAUUUCAGCAACUUACAGUAUUCCUAACAACAAGCGACCGCACUGAAUACCUGGGCUUAUGAAAUAAGAACAAUCCUCUUCUUUCUAAUUUCCAGGGAAGUCUACAAAAUCUUAAGUUCGUGUUCAACAGGGACAUUGCAAAACUAACUGAUCAGACUGUAUGCUCAAUCUUGAGGGAGACAAGACGAAAACAUUAUUCUCCUCCAGUGACUAACAAUGGUGAAUAACAGCUAAUUGGUUGUUGAUGAUGUAAUGGAACUGUAAUACAUACUGCAACCCCUAUGCAACCUGCCUACAACUUGGGUUGUACUGUGUAAAUCUGCAAACAUACAACUCGUCUACGUUGUCUUGGGAUUAUCCCACCAAACUGACCCUUCCACCGUAGCUGUCCUCCGUGUGAUGAAACACGAGUCAUAAGGUGGCUACAAAAGGCGUUCUUAGUAAGCCUUCGACUCGAUCAGGUUGAGCUGCGUCCUUCGUAAUUCAGCUUAGCUAUCAGCUGUAAGUAAGGAUGAUUAGCACUUAGUUAGGUGAGUUGUGUGCUUGAUUAAUUGAUUUACACAGUACAACUCGAGUUGUAAGCAGGUUGAAUGCGACAGUUUUACAGUAAGUCGUCCUUAAUAGAAGUUCAACUAUAUAAUAUAAACUACAAAACAUUGCUCAAUUGCUUUCAUUAAGAUACCACAACAGACACAGACGAAGAAGGCAACACAGUCGGUGAUCCCUUGCGAGGAAUGGCGGCUAAUGUCGCUCAACUGGAAAUUCUCUUAAGCAGUCAAGUUAAAGAAACGCAAUAUCUCCGUCGAAUGAUUGAAAAUUUCCACUUUGCCGACAGAAGAGGUAUGUGGUAUUGAGUGCAAACAAAGUGGGAUUAAAUUUGUGUGGCUUUAAAUAAGCGUUACGAAGCUGAAGAUAUUCGAGACGCAGUUAGUUUGCAUGAGAGUUUUCUCAACUCUCGUGCCCCCAUCAAACGAGAACAAGAGUUGCAUGAGAGUUGAGAAGCGAGAGUUUGCAUGAGAGCUUUCUCAAUUUUCGUGUCCCCAUCAAAGGAGAACAAGAGUUGAUAAGAGUUGACUGGAUAUUACCGCGCGCGAGCGAAAACUCUCAUGAGUCUCAUCAACUCUCGCCAUCGUUUGACCGAGAGGCUUAAGUAGUGAAACUAGUGCUACAAGUACUACUGACAAUAUUCGUGUUUUUCUAGUGACUUCGUGCAACUUGAGGCCAUGUUAUGCCGGUGUGUCUUGUACAGAUACUCCUGAUGAGACUCCAGGUUACCAAUGUGGAAAAUGCCCGAUGGGUUUGGAAGGAGAUGGGAUGAACUGCACAGAUAUAGACGAGGUAGGAUCUCCUGUGUCUAAGCUCAGGAUAUUGUCUCCUACGUUUCUUACACAUACUCUUACAGCGUUAACCGCCGUGUUGUACAAUAAUAAUAACAAUAAUAAAAGCAUUUAUUUAAACACGAUGGUAAAUUUACAGCAUAGCUGAUGUGGUCGAGCACGUGAAACUAACUACAAUAUAUAAAUUUAAAAUACUUAUUAAUAAUUCAUAAACCUUGUGGCAAAUCAUGUCAGCCAUAAUAUGUCAGGUGGAGUGACUUUAUAUCUGAUAAAACUCAUCUUCAUUACUAUUCUUUAUAUAAUUGUUCAUCCUAAUUAGUAUUCUUUUGUAGUCGUAUUUUAAGCUAUUCAAAACACUCGUUGUCGUGUUUUAUCAGACAUAUCUGAUAAAAUUCUCCUACUCGUGUUUUAAAUAGUACAUAAACAUAAAUACAUCAUAAAUACGGCCAUAACUUCGUUUGUGUUUUGUGGCAAUGAAUAUUUUACUUUCUGGUUUCAAAAUAUGGUUGUUGCGUGACCACUAAAGUUGCGUAACAUUGCCAUUGGUGUAAAUCUCAAUUUUUGUGUUUUUAUUUCUCUAGUGCAAGUACAAGCCAUGUUUCUCUGGUGUCAAAUGUACAAACAUGGCGGAAGCUUAUAAAUGUGGACCCUGUCCUAUUGGUUACCGAGGGGGAGUGGUGAUGGGGGUUGGUUACAAACACGCUAUGAAUAAACAGGUACAACUAAACAGCUCGAAAGUAACCGAAGGAAACCGCGUUCAAUUUGGCUUUCUGACCGAGUUUAAUUUCGUUUUAAAACUAAUUUUUAACAAGUGCCGUUCGCAAAAGACGACGUGACUAGCACGAACAGACAAAUUUUAGUUUGUCAAAAAACGAAGAAGCAUGCCUGUAUAUUUAGUUUUUUUGCAGAUAAUCAAAAUAGAAUUUUGUUUCAUAUUCUCAAAAUUGAGUGUCCACUAACUUGCUCAAACCCAAUUGCAUUAAUUGGUCGAAAAUUUUCAUAUAUCAAGCCGAAAACGGAGUUCUGGCAUUUGAAAAUGCAGUUGUGGCUUUUGAAAAGGUAGUUCUGGAAUUUGAAAACGGAGUUUUGGCAUUUGAAAACAGAGUUUUGGCAUUUGAAAAGGGAGUUCUGUCAUUUGGAAAAAGAGUUUUGGCAUUUGAAAACGGAGUUUUGGCAUUUGAAAACGCAGUUCUGGUAUUUGAAACGGAGCUCUGGCAUUUGAAAACGGAUUUCUGGCUUUUGAAAAGGUAGUUCUGGGAUUUGAAAACGGAGUUUUGGCUUUUGAAAAGGGAGUUCUGGGAUUUGAGUUUUGGCAUUUGAAAACGGAGUUUGGGCAUUUGAAAACUGAGUUUUGGCAUUUGAAAAUUGAGUUUUGGCAUUUGGAAACUGAGUUUUGGCAUUUGGAAACGGAGUUCUGGCAUUUGAAAACGGAGUUUUGGCAUUUGAAAAGGGAGUUCUAGCAUUUGAAAACAGAGUUCUGGCAUUUGAAAAAGGAGUUCUGGCUUUUGAAAACGGAGAUCUGACAAAAAGACAGGCAAACAAACAAAUAGUCAAACAAACAGACAGAUUGGCCCCGGUGGACAUAGAAUGGAAGAAGAUCUUUUAACAAAACGGCAACCAGGGCAGUUUAUCGCGUUAUAAUACUAAAUAAACUUUCCUGUUUCACAUUUCUCCUUUCAAAUUCAGAAUUCGGUAAAUCGGAAACAAAUUUUUUCUAGAUUUACAGAAACUUUAACUCAGACUUCCUUAGCUAAAAUGAACCACAUAUAUCACCAAAAUAAUUGGUGAACUUGGCCGCUCAUGCUUUAUAGAUUAUUUGAGUUUCUCUAGAAAUAAAUUUCUCUAUAAAAAAAAAUCGCUUUAAAUGUCAACAUUUGCAAUGAUAUUUUCACAGGAUGAAAGCAAAGGUUCUAUUCUAUUAAAUCUAGGUGUGUACGGACAUUGAUGAAUGCUUAAACUCAAACCCCUGUGCAAGUUUCUCAAAAUGUAUGAACACGAUUGGAAGUUACAAGUGUGGGGCGUGUCAAGAAGGUUACUAUGGCAACCCAUAUGUCAAAUGCAAAGGCGUCAGAUAUUGUUCAGGUGCCGCAGAGACCAACCCAUGUGACAAAAACGCGAUGUGUAUCAGCAAACACCAUGGACGUUCGUUCGAGUGCUCGGUAAGGGGAAAUAUGAAUUCUUAUCUUUUUUUAUAUCUUUAUAUCAAUUUCACAUACUUGGUAAUGUAUUGGAAUUAUGAAAGAUCAAUAUGAUAAUUUCAAUUGAUCAUUUUAUUAUGAUUAUUCAUUUAAUAAUCAUUCUAAUAUGUUGAUCAGUACAUGUUGAUCAUUUUCUGAUGUGAUUAUGAUUUUUUAACAUAAUCAAUAUUCAUCUAAUUGUGAUCAUUUGAUUAUGAUUACUUUGUCAUAAUCGCUUUUAACAAUCAUUUAGAAUAAACAAAAUGGUCAUUUGAUUCUCUGUGAUCAUUUUAUUUAAAAGAUCAUUCUAGUCAGGGGCGUAGCCAGCCUGACGAUUCAGUCCCGCUAUGCAAAUAUGCCAUGUUUAUAAACUAUCAACACAAUUAAUCAAUUUCUAAAGAAAUGAACGAGUUAAAAUUGGCAUAUAGUUCAUAAAAAUAGACGCUCACAUUGGCAGCUAGGCACGUGAUAAACUGAUAUUAGAUAAAACAAAUUCUGCACAAGCGAGAUUACACCAAUAUAUUACUUUCAUGCAACGUUCAUGAAUCAAUAAUUUUCUCACAAUAAAACCCCCUGCACGAGAAAACAAACACUGAUAGUUCACAAAAUUGAUACGGCCGGAUACGUACUGAUACUGAUACCAACCUGGAAAAGCCAAGAUAUUAAAUUCCUGCUCUGCAAUCUUUCUUUUUCAUAUUCAGAUACAAAACCUAUUUCCCAAAGUUUAUAAAUAUCGCAAUAUAUUACUUGUUUGAUGAAUAUCAAUUCUGGUAGACUCUCGGAGGGUUUUAAAUACAUAAUUGUAACUUUCAAAAAAUUCGCCAUGUUGCAAAGAUGACAGUACUUCAUUUAUGACACCUUUAAAUGUUCUCACAUAUUCCAGUGAGCUCUGCAUGUAACUGAACUAUGGUUAAUGAAAGUUACUAAAGGCAGUCAUUUGAAUGAGAAAAUAAUGAUUUUCUUUUCAUUAGAACGGUAGUCUUGUAUUUGGUGGCAAAUAAAUUAAAUUAGGAGAUGUAGUCUAAUUUUCUUGCUUUUUAAAAAACAUAUUUGAUGUGUAUGUCGUCAUUUUGACUUCAGUUUCCACUUCCCAAAUCAAACAAAAUGUUUGUGUUUUUUAACAAUCACUAUGACACUCACGCACAUAUAAGUGAUAUAACACGUAUAAAACAUGCAGAAAUGAACAAUUUUUACGACUUGAUGCAUCCGUCUAACACUGUCUUUUAUUAUGUAUACGUCUAAUCUCUCAUUUUAACCCAUUUUUUUCUUCCAUGAACCAGUGCAAAGUGGGUUAUGUCGGAGACGGACUGUAUUGCGGCAAGGACUCGGAUCUUGACGGCAUUCCUGACUAUGCACUAUCGUGUACUGGACCACACUGUACUAAGGUAUGCAUCUGGUAUAGACCUAGUCGACUAACUGUUUACGAAGAGUGUCGUCCCUUAUAAAAUUUAAUUUUUAUUAUUCAGGAUAACUGUCGCGAUUUUCCCAACCCUGAUCAAACUGAUCUGGACAAAGAUGGUGAAGGCGAUGUCUGUGAUAAUGAUAUGGAUGGCGAUGGAAUACCCAAUAACAGGGUAAGGACGACAUUGUCUUGCUAUUUUGGAGAUUCAUAAACAAUUCUGAUCAGGGCAUUUUUCUUUUGCUUUCUGUUCUUUUGUUUAACUUCAGCGUAUAGCAAUUACCAAUCUCAUGGUAGCGCGAGGAAUUUGCAAAAAUCCAUGUGGCUGGUUAUUACAUGAGAAAAAUAUACAAUGUGAACAUGCACAAUGGUCUCACACACAAUGCGAACCAAAUAGCCAAAGUUUUGAAUAACAGAGAACAAAGGCAGAUGAACUAAUUUCGAGUUGCAAAACAUCCAAAUUGUAUCGUAGAUAAUAUACCGAAAACGAAAAUUGUGAACGCAAAUUGAAACCGCUAACGAAAAUGAUCUGCUGAGCAAAGCCAUGUAAAUGAAAAGUGAAAUUCUCUCCGAUUAUAAAAAACAAGUGUUUCAUUUGAUUGUUUUAAUUAAAGUAUGUUUCUCCAUUCAACGUGUUUUCUAGGAUAACUGCCCUAGAACAAUCAACGCAGAUCAGAAGGCGUCAGACAGUGACUCACUCGGUGAUGCCUGCGACAACUGUCCCACAGUGGCGAAUGAAGAUCAGAUGGACUCGGAUGGUGUGGGCCAGGGAGACGCUUGCGAUGCAGACAAGGAUAACGAUGGUUAG